This is a messenger RNA of Priapulus caudatus, 6115 nucleotides long. RefSeq names its product transcription factor 12-like. The transcript has 17 exons. The record is from RefSeq and is a predicted model, not a curated record. NCBI's taxonomy places the organism in Eukaryota, Metazoa, Priapulida, Priapulimorpha, Priapulimorphida, Priapulidae. Gene Ontology annotation, cellular component: transcription regulator complex. Gene Ontology annotation, molecular function: protein dimerization activity; DNA-binding transcription factor activity, RNA polymerase II-specific; RNA polymerase II cis-regulatory region sequence-specific DNA binding. Bases 1147 to 3129 code for a protein of 660 amino acids. Gene Ontology annotation, biological process: regulation of transcription by RNA polymerase II.
GUAACCGGUUGGUGUGCGGGUUCCACUGCUUCCCUGUGCACUGGGAGACGAGUGACAGCGUGCGGGAUUAUGCGCUAUCGGAUAGCGUUCUGUUAGCUGUGAAAGUAACCGUUUUCGAGUCGACGGAAAGUCUUCAUUGAAUUAACCUGGAGACGCCCGAUCGUGUUCGUCUCGUGUAAACGACGCGGGGGAGGACAGUUGUGGUCAUUAGUAAGGGUGGACAGAUUUCGUCGAAAGUGAGGCUAGGAAUGUAAGCGGUGUGCUCAAGUGAUGACGCUGUGAAAAUUGCUUGUUAUCCACGUCGAACGCGUAGCUCGACUGAUUCGUGCAGUCAUCUGGCAGCUGCUCUCGGCAAGUGAUCAGAAUUAGUUUAAUAAUAGUUCGUAAUAGCGGUCUGCAUCUAUUAGCAACCAGCAACGAACGUACAUUGUGCAUUCCGCCAAUUGCGUGCCCAUUAUCCAAGCCAGUGGUAGAAAUGAAGAGAUAGAGAAUGAGUGAGAUGAGGGAAGCUGAGCGCAUCGCGAUCCAGUGACAGACAGAACACGUAUGGCGUUUUUGUUGAAAUUGACUUCCGAUUGCCAGUCUGCUAGCACUUGUCUAGCUGCGAUCUGAACGCAUUCGGAAAACACAGAGCAGCAAAACAUCUGUCAGUUGUACUUAGCAUUUCACUACGCCCGCCUCAGUGCAUUACCGGUAGCCGCCGAUCAGCAGUAGUGACUGCGCAACCAGGCACCAGUGUUUUUUGGAUACAGCCACGGCGCGUAGCGAUGCUGCCAUUUUGCCUAGCGCAAAGGGUUAACGUGUCCCGCUGCUCGCGGGACGAGAGAAUCGCCUAGCGUAACGCCGCGCUCGUUGCUCUCCGCUUCGCAGCGUCCUCCGUGAGCACCGGGCUCAGCAGUCGCUUGAGAAAACACUCACGGCCAGUGAGGAGAACGCACGUAGGGCCGUCGACGUGCACGGCUAGUGUAUAUUGUCUGUGUGAUCGCGCCUGCCUGUAAAAGGCCGCUGCUCGGGCGGCGGACGCUGCUUCCCGACCGCACGCACGCGCGUGUUUACGACUUGAACUUUACACGGGAGUUCAUCGAGUGAGUGAAAAGGGGAGCCUGUGCAUCCCCAAUACUUCUGCGUUCGGUUGGCUUCUACGCUAUGGAGUGGCCGUGUCAGGGCUACGGUAGCGGCAACGCGGGUCCGUUUGUGAGAGUAAACAACAACAACAACAACGACGGCGGCGGCGGCGAUCGGUCAGUGAAUAACGGCAUUAGAUUUGUGGCCAGUGGAAGAACUCCGUUUGUGGGUGGUGGCAAUGUGUUGCCGUACUCCCCACCCCCGGGCUACAGCAGUCCACCCCCGCUGUAUCAUACCCCUAACAUCGAGAGUAGGUUCGGGCCAGGAGGCCAGUUCUAUGGACAGUGCACUGGGAAAAGUAAAGAGAUGCCUUAUCCCUCUAUGCCAUAUUCAAGUAGGGACAAUGGGAAUACCACCCAGGUUGGAUUGGGUGGAGGAGGCACAAGUAUGCUACAUGCAUCCCCGGACCAGAGGAAGACUGGCUCUCCCUAUUAUGGUACCUACAGUGACACACGGCGGCGGUCACUAGACACAGCAGCGUCAGGAGUUACUAAAUACCCUUCACCGAAUGCAUCAGGCGUUAAAAGACAAAAAGUGUACAAUGGGUCAGAGGAAUUUGGGCAGGACUCCCCAAGAUAUACCUCUCCGAAACCUGGCCUCUAUCAUGGUGAACCAGCAUAUUUCAUGGAUGGAGCGCACAAUUCACCUGACCCUUGGUCAGGACCGCCUGGUCAUCCGAACGGCUUGCCGUCGUCCAGCUAUGGCCCAGCCAUGAUAGGCAGUGUAGGGCCCCACUUCACUCAGCCCACGUCCACAUACGCCAACAUGCAUCCGCCCCCUGCACAUCACGACUCUGUGGGCUACAAUCCAGAACAGUUGCUGUCCAGUGGUCUUCCACCAAUGUCAACGUUCCGUGGGGGCCAGCCUGUUCCAGCGGGUGCACCGUAUAGUACAUCUCCCUCCAACCUUGCCAGCUCUGAAGGAGCCAGCCGAGGCAACAGCUCACAGCAAACGGGCGACGCAGUGCGCAAUGCGCUCGCAUCCAUUUAUUCAACUGACCAUACGACCAGCAACUUCCCAUCAAAUCCUUCCACACCGGUCAGUAGUCCACCACCAAUGUCAGGUUCAAGUUGGCCAACGCGACCACCAGCACCCACAUCUCCACAUUAUGGCGAAAGUCAUCUGCAUUCACUUCAGAGUCGUAUGGAGGAAAGGUUGGACGAUGCCAUCCACGUUCUACGGAACCAUGCUGAGGGGGCGCCACUAUCCCUUCCUCCAGGUCACCUACCGGGCAUGCCGAUCAUGCACACUGCACAUUCCAAUGGAAUCAUGGGAAACAUGGGUGGCGGUCCAGGGUAUCUGUCGGGCGUGCCGUCGGCAACGUUAAUAGAUUCUCACAUGGCUAGUCCACAUACAUUUCAUGAUGACCACCUGAAGAAACACAUUGCUUCAGACCCUCUAAGCCCAGAUCUGAGUAAGGAGUGUGAUGAUGAUGAUAGUGACACAGACGGACCUGCCCUGAAAGCGGAGAAGAUCGACACCAAGUUAAACUCAGAUAUGCUCCUUGAAUCGACGAAAAAUGAAGCAACGUCCACGUCAGCACCAGCCGGAUCAACCACAUCGUCGAAAAAGCGAUCAAGAAGCAGCAAUCCGGAAGAUGAUGAUCCACCAGUUAUAAAACAUGAGCGUGAGAAAGAGAGGCGACAUGCGAACAACGCUCGCGAAAGAGUACGAGUGCGAGACAUAAAUUCCGCAUUCAAAGAGUUGGGCAGAAUGGUGCAGAUGCACCUGGCAGAGGACAAACCACAAACGAAGCUCGGCAUACUACACCAAGCGGUCAGCAUCAUCACCAACCUGGAGCAGAAAGUGAGAGAGCGGAAUCUGAAUCCCAAGGCAGCAUGCUUGAAACGGAGAGAGGAGGAGAAGACUGUAGAGGAUCACACAAAGUCUUUGGGGCCACCUAAUGUCAAUCCACUGGAUGCCUUGCAGCCACAGCCAUCACAUAUACAGGCUUAUGAUUACGAUGAUGGCAAUGAUGGUGAAUAUGAUGUAUUCAUGGAAUGACGGCCACCAGGUUAGGGCUACUGAAUUAUACUCAUUCAAAACAAAUGCCUCCACACUCGACCAUGCUUCACCAGCAUCCGCCACUGCACAUGAACUGAUGAAUUUGGGGGCCCGGAGACUGGUGCGGCCACAUGUGGUACCAGCUACCAGGGCCUGUGUGAACAAAGCCUCACAAACUGUUGCCAAAACUGUGCUCGUUUACUAGCAGAACGCUGGUUGUGUGUUGCCGUGAAGACGAAUCUGCUCGUAGACCAGCUCUGAGACGAGUGGCGCAUAGCCGAUAAUCAAUUGUGAAAUCGUAGUGUAAACUGACCAAGUUAUGUUGAUGUUUUCGCAUGCGUGCGCACGUGCAUGCAUGCGUGCGUGCGCACGUGCAUGCAUGCGUGCGUGCGUGCAUACGUGCACGUGUGAGAAUGUCUGUAGGCGUGGUGGUUUGCUGCCAUGCACUGUACAAAUAUUGUCUACUGGAUACUACACUUUAUGCAUAAUGCAUUUGUUCCUGUGGCAGGAUACCAAAGAGUUACUUCCCAAAAACAACAACGUAGUGCGUGCAUCUUAAAAUUUACCAUGACUUUUUCGUACUUAAUUUGUUUCAAAAGUGUUGCAGACUAGUCUCCUCUUAAUUCCUAUAUAAACCAUUAUAACGGCGAUUAUGUGUAUAACGGCUGUCCCAUCCUACUUAUUAUUUGGUUCGUGGACAGCUAUGUUGUGAACUCUGUUGUGCUUGAUGAAACAGUCGUGGAAAGUUGAGAGUAAAAUUGUAAGAGCAGAAACUGUUUUCACCUAUUGUGAGGAAACCUGUGUAUAAUUAUGUAAGAAAGGUUAUAUCCAUAUGGUAUAGCCCUCUAGUGGGAGAACGCGCAGUUUAAAGGUAGCAGAAGUUGGGAAAGUCUACUAUUGUUAAAUUUUUUAGUUUUUUAACGUAAAUGUCCAGAGGUGGAAGAAAAUCUUCAAUCAUGUCAUUCAGAUGAUUCUACUUGUAAGGUAAUUUAAUACGUCCGUUUGACCUUAUUGAAUAUGUGAAUUGGUGUAGAAAUGAGAUGUUGGCAUAUAUUAUAGGAUAAUGUUGAUCAUGGUUGAACUUUUGAUUGUAUACGUUUCACAGUUUCUUCAUGUUUUCAGCUGGUCAAACUAAGGUGAAAGCUACUGCGUAAGGAUGAGGUGAAAUGGAGAUGCUGCCAGGUUAUAGAUGAUAGAUACUGACUUGGUUUCCAUUUUGUUCUGUUUGGGAACUGUUUAUUGGUUGUCUCCUAAGAUGUACCCUUGUACAAAUCGAUCAUAAUGUUGUGUUCACCUUGGACAGGUUUACUUGUCAACCUGGACAGGUAGUGUAGAUUUAUAAAUGUUGCCAGAUGCGUGAACAUUGAGACUGGUAUCAUACGUAGCGGACUUACAUUAAUGACCACUGUGUUCUGUUCGAAUUUAUAUUAUGUUGGCUCAGAACAUGGGAAGCAGUAAUUCAGCAAGGGAGAUUUCUUCACUGGUAAACGAUGAAUCGUAUUUUGUUGUACGCUGUUAAUCACCUAUCGUUUAAACACUCGGUAACAAUGCCUGUAUUUCAUUUGUUCUAUAAUCGGACUAUGAGCGGAAGCGAUUUGCAAAACCCAGAUCUGAUCAGCUUUGUGCAUGAGUUGUAGAAUUCGAUUGAGAAAGUUUAUAAAGUCAAUUUUUUUAUUUUAUGAUGCAACAGCAGAGAAAAGUAUGUAGGUUGUAGACAUUUAUGAUUAUCUCAGUAUUUUAUUUUAAUGCGUCGAUAUGAUAUUGUAGAUACUAAUAUUGAUUAGGUGGAAGGCUGUUGCGGUCAGUGCCCAGGGAGCGAGCGCCCUCUAUAGGCGAUGUUCCCACUUAGUUUUACUCUGCUCUCGGCGGGCCUAUAUGAUAUUUACUUGUUUGCAGAGAAGAGUAAAUUCGUGAAAGUAAUCUUCAACUGGCAAAUUGAGUUUACGUGAAGCAGAAUAAAGGUUAUGUCAGAUUGAUUGGUAAUGGAAGAGCAUUGCCUCGGGCGCGGUCAUGGUUGGCCUAACAGCUUCCGUGUACUGUCGAGGCCUCACCUCUCCUAGUGACAACCCAAUGAUCACUCUGCAUAAGUAGCUGCAUGCUUUAGUUGUUUGCCUGUUAUUUUGAAUCAUUCAUCUUGUAUCAAGUGAAUUCCAUCUCUGUUUUAUAUAUGAAAUUAUAUAUAUUUUAUGAUGAGAGACCUUUUCAUUAAAUCCUAUUGAUCCAGUGUGCCAGGCCACUGUGUUUUAUACAUACAUAUCCCCUAUCCUCUGCGCUUAAAUCGCGAGCGUGGACUUCUGGACAUACUUAGGUUGUAGCACUGCUGUAAUGUUGCAACAGCGUGAUUACACGUCGGAUUGGCUGUAGUUAUUGGUAAGAAUUCAUCAAACUCUCUUGUGUUUCUAAGAGAGCACCAGUCGCAUGCUUGUACCGAAACCUUUUACACACUGCGACUAAGAACUGAAUGUUGACUUGCGAAGUUCUUCAUAACUUUGCUAUUUUGCACAAUUGUUAGCAGUUGGGUCGUAAUCAUGUUGGGGGGNUUAAGGUGUAUUUAAACUAAAAGCGAAUCGUAUACAGAGUUGCCUAGGUACUGUUAUAAGUGAGUUGAGUGUGUACAAUGUAAUUCAUGUAAGAACCGACCUAUGUAUAAAGCACCAUGAUGUCAGCAUACAUAUCCUCGAGUUGUGGUCAGCCAGCUCCUAGGGCCAGCUUGUGUAUCGUUAUGCUCAAAAUUUGCAAGUCAUUACAGUGUGUUUUUGGUCAGAUCAUAAAUGGCCUCCGGUAUCUCUGUAUCUCUACUCGUUUAGCUGAAUGCUAUAUAUUCAGUGCGGUGUUCUGUCGUCUUACGUCGCUGAGGGCUGAAUGGCUGACAGUAUCAUGAAAUCUCCAGUAGCAUAUUUUCCUACAACAGUAGUAUUCUGCUGUUAUGAUAGCGCAAAGUUGUACAUAGCUUUCAUGUAGAACAUUAAUGUCUUUUUCAGUAAAA